This is a messenger RNA of Liolophura sinensis, 4466 nucleotides long. RefSeq lists its product as uncharacterized. The record is from RefSeq and is a predicted model, not a curated record. The coding region runs from base 1 to 2391 and encodes 796 amino acids. Lineage: Eukaryota; Metazoa; Mollusca; Polyplacophora; Chitonida; Chitonidae. The transcript has 17 exons.
AUGGCUUCCGUGUUCGUCUUGAUAACUUUUGCAGCCAAAAAAGAGCCAAAACCAAGCUCUCCAAGUAACGAAGCAGAAGACAAAUCCUUGUCUUCUGAACUGACUUCGGAAGAGGAAUCGAUUGCAAAAGCUGACACUGCUCAGGACGAGCCAGAUGAUUCUGACAAUGGUGCUACAAAACUUGCGCCAGCAAAUUCUUCUUCCGGAUCUGAGUCGGAGAGUGAGACCCAAUCGAACAAAACUGAAACUGAAAGUGAACAUGGCGACGCCAAGACAGACUCAUCUGCCUCUACGAAAGUAGAUGAAGUGCACUGUACAGACAGUGCACGCUCAGCGAACGAAAACAAAAGCUCAAAGAGUGGUGAGAUCCAAAAUAACACGGAGCUUAAGAUUGUGAGAACGGCUGAGGGUGAUGUGAAGGUUGAUAACAAUACCGACACGCUUAUACCUCUAAAUGAUGAUGGCGGUAAUAACAACAAACAAGUCACUUUUCUCCUGGGGGAUUCGACGGAUGAGGGGAAGCACACAGAGAAGGAAGUGGCUGAUCGGCAAGAAAACAAAGUUGAGAUUAGUGAAAAGGACACGUUGACGACUGAGAAAGAACUGCACCCUGACUAUGACCGUACAGCCAGUGUGGAUGAUUACGGGGGAACUGUCAAGUUAACAGCAGAGACCAUUAGUGAAGUCUUGUCUAUGCACAAGGUAGAAGAUCUAUUUUGGAGAACUUCUGAGGAUGGAAUGUUAAGGCAGGUAACCUUUAUGAUAGACUAUGGAACAAACUGUGAAAAGAUACUCGAGCAGUUGACAAAGUUAGGCGUGGGCAGUGUGAAUAACAGCUCUCUAAGCAUGUUUCCAGCCACCUACUAUUGUAAGGCCGAUGAUGAUGAAGAGGAAAGCUUGUCAUCUGCUAUGGAAUCAACCAAAGAAGAAAAUGAAGGGUCAAUGGAAGAAUUUCGAAAGUCUAUCAAGUCCAGACUGCUUGUUGCUGAAGUGGUGGAAUCCGUCAAAGGCAACUCUAGACUAACAUUUGAUUACAUCGUUCUCAUUGUCUUAGCCAGUAUGAUAGCGUGUAUGGGGCUUGUGGAGAACAGUUCUGUGAUUCUGGUCGCCAGCAUGCUUGUCUCCCCCUUGAUGGGUCCAAUCAUGGCUGGUACCUUUGGUAUUGUGAUCAAAAACAGUGAGCUGAAGCGUAUGGGAAUAAAGAAUGAGCUGAUCGGUCUGACGCUGUGUGUCGCUUGUGGGAUCUUGUGUGGAAUUGUGUUCGGCCUGUGUGUAGCCAUUCCUGGUAACCAUUGGGGCAGCAGCACCGAGUGGCCAACCAUCGAAAUGAAGUCCAGGGGUCUGUCCCGGAGUUUAUGGGUGGGUGUUCUGAUUGCCAUACCUUCGGGCGCAGGGGUGGCCUUCUCUAUCCUGGGUGGUAAUGCGGGAUCUCUGGUAGGCGUGGCUAUCUCGGCCUCCCUGUUACCUCCAGCCGUCAAUGCUGGUGUCUUGUGGGCCAUCUCUCUCAUCUCUGCCAUUUCACCUCCAGCCAUUAUAUUUAAUGGCACGGUAAUUGGUGAGCCCAACAUGCCAUGCCCGCCAUUCAGGAACAAUGAUUACGUGCCAGUGUACAGCUGUAGCAUGGCUAAGGAGACAAUUCUGCUGGGACUGAUCAGCUUGCUGCUAACCAUCCUCAACAUACUCUGUAUCUUCUUCAUGAGCAUCGUCGUGUUGAAGAUUAAGGAGGUCGCCCCUCACACAGCCACGUCUGCGGCAGCUCAGAGCUUUUGGAAAAAAGACAUUAAGGUAGCGAGGAAGUCGUACAGUACAGUUAAAGGCCCGUAUGGCGCCACCCUCAAGAAGCAGUUCCUGGAGGAAUAUUCGAAAUACUCAGGGAAGAAGGAAGUUCCAAAUGAUGCUGCUUAUCAAGUCAAGACCAUGGUGGAGACAAUGACAAAAAAUCCUGAAGUUACCGAUAUUAGAAGUCGACUUUGUAAUCCAACUGGACUGAAAUUUAACUGGAGUUCUGAGAACGUGUCACCAACUGUAGGAUUUCCUGGCAUGUACCAGACAGUGCGGAACCGCCACAGACCCGAUUCCAUCGUGUACAAGACGAUCCACAGCUACAGUGGGGACACAAAGGUCACCCACAAGGUCCUAAGACGUUCCUCAGAUAACCAGGUGUCACAGAUAUCGGAAACUGAAGACAGCACCAAGAAAAACCGAAAAAAUCUUAAGGUUACCAUACCUCAGUUAAAAAUGCGAAAAUCAAGUGACCUGAACAAGAGCCGUUCAUUUGUGAUCACAACCGUACCUGAGGACACAGAUGAUGGGGAGGUAACCACUCCUGACGGAGGUGCAGCCAUGCCUGCAGCUGAGAGAGAGAAUCUUCUUCAGCCCCAGCCUGUAUAGUAGACCUGCAUGUAAUGCACAGCGUUUUGUUGUCCAAAGCACACAGAUUAGCAGCAGUAGCAUUUUUGUUGUCCUCUACAUAAAGAUACAUGCAUGCAAUGAUAACAUUUUGUUGUCCUCCCCACAAUGAUAUGUAGUGGGAACAUCUUAGUAACAUUUUGUUGUCUUCAGCAUGAAGGUAAUGCAUUGUUAAACUUUUUUGUUCUCAACAGAAAGGUAUUUAGUGGUAACAUUAUUUAAUGAUAUGCAGUGAUAACAUUUUGUUGUCCAUGGCAUAAAGAUAGGUAGUGGGUAACAUUUUGAUGUCCAUGGAAUAAAGAUAGGCAUUGAUUACAUUUUGUUGUCCAUGGCAUAAGGAUAGGCAGUGAUAACAUUUUGUUGUCCAUGGCAUAAGGAUAGGCAGUGGGUAACAUUUUGUUGUCCAUGGAAUAAAGAUAGGCAGUGAUUACAUUUUGUUGUCUUGGCAUAAGGAUAGGCAGUGAUUACAUUUUGUUGUCCAUGGCAUAAGGAUAGGCAGUGGGUAACAUCUUGUUGUCCUCGGCAUGAGGAUAGGCAGUGAUAACAUCUUGUUGUCCAUGGCAUAAGGAUAGGCAGUGAUUACAUUUUGUUGUCCAUGGCAUAAGGAUAGGCAGUGGGUAACAUCUUGUUGUCCAUGGCAUGAGGAUAGGCAGUGAUAACAUCUUGUUGUCCAUGGCAUAAGGAUAGGCAGUGAUUACAUUUUGUUGUCCACGGCAUGAGGAUAGGCAGUGGGUAACAUUUUGUUGCCCACGGCAUGAGGAUAGGUAGUGGGUAACAUCUUGUUGUCCACGGCAUGAGGAUAGGUAGUGGGUAACAUUUUGUUGUCCUCGGCAUGAGGAUAGGCAGUGAUAACAUCUUGUUGUCCAUGGCAUAAGGAUAGGCAGUGAUAACAUCUUGUUUUCCAUGGCAAAAAGAUAGGCAGUGGGUAACAUCUUGUUGUCCAUGUCAUAAGGAUAGGCAGUGAUAACAUCUUGUUGUCCAUGGCAUAAGGAUAGGCAGUGAUAACAUCUUGUUGUCCAUGGCAUAAGGAUAGGCAGUGAUAACAUCUUGUUUUCCAUGGCAAAAGGAUAGGUAGUGGGUAACAUCUUGUUGUCCAUGUCAUAAGGAUAGGGAGUGAUAACAUCUUGUUGUCCAUGGCAUAAGGAUAGGCAGUGAUUACAUUUUGUUGUCCACGGCAUGAGGAUAGGUAGUGGGUAACAUUUUGUUGUCCACGGCAUGAGGAUAGGUAGUGGGUAACAUUUUGUUGUCGAUAUAUAGGCCAUGAUAACUUUUCAGAUUUUGUGUGCUCAACGUUUGAGGAUAGUCAUUGAUGACAGUUUACGUGUAAGUAUCAGCAGCAUUUUGGAUAUUGGUGUUGUUUACAUGUUAGAUAAUGCGAUUCCCAGCAGUUUAGCACAGGCAGUGACAAUAGGUUUAGUUUGCUAACUAUAUUUUCAUUGAUCACUGGAAACAUGUCUGUGUGAGAAUAAAGACAGUAGUAAUGUAUUCUUGGUUUUACCUCCACAAGCAUUUAAAUAUAAUGGUCAUGGAUGAAGCAUUUUAAAUUUUGCUUCCUGUGUGUGUGAGAAUUAAGCCAGUAGCAAUGCAUUUUAGAUUUUGCUUCCACAAGCAUUAAAAUUUCAUGGUCACGAAUAAGAACAUGUAAUAUUUUAUUUCCUUCUCAUCUGAGGGAAGGCAGUGGUGACAUUUUACAUUUUGCUUCCUCAGUUUGUGAGAAUAGUAGUUAGUAAUGUAUUUAAAUUUUGUUUCUAUAGCAUUUUAAUAUAGCGUAUGUUGUGUUUUCUCAGCAAAUGUAAAAGAGACAUUUUAGAUUUUGUUUAUGGAGCUCUUGAUAAUGGGCAGUGGAGAAAUUUUUUUGAAUACAAGCAGAUAUUUAUCUGAAUUUAAUGAUUAAGUUUUGAUGGUCAAGUUGUUGAUUGUGUUUUAGUAUUUAAACAGUUUGGCAGUGAGUUUUUACUGGAUGUUUUAUAAUGUAUACACUAUUUGAGUACAAGAACCUGUUAGAUGCGACCACAUCCACAUCCCCCCCCCUCCCAACCCCGUACACACAUAUGUCC